AUGUCGAACUUUGAUUUCCAGCCUUGGUCCCAAGGACGAGACAGCUCGUCGUCGAGCCAAGAUCUGCUGCCCUCCGGCACCUUCGGCGCUCAACUGAGUGCAACAGUGACUGUCACGUCAAUAGAAAUACAAUCCAGCUCCACGCCCGCUGCGACUGGGGGAAACACACCUGGUUCUAACUCAGCUGGCAUCUCGGGAAAUUCGGCCAACGCCACCGCAUCGCCCAAUAUCACAGCCUCUCCCGACAACCGCGGCGGCUCCGAGUCAUCAGAUGGGAACCGCACAACUGUCAUCGUCCUCAGUACAGUGUUGUCGGUUGUCGGUGUUGUACUGGUCGUAGGAGCCGCUCUCGUGUGUCUACGGUGCCGUCGGAGACGGUCGAAGCUUUUCAGACGUGGAAUCACGCCCAUUGAUGACGAUGAGAUCGAAACUUGGAAGAACAAACGUCAUGAGAAGGAGCUAGGCGACGAUGCUGAGCCGACAGCCUAUGCUGACAAUAACGGACAUGUUAAGCACGUAUCAGUCAGCUCUACCAGGAAGUCGACCAGCGUGAUUGUCUACUCCAACACUCGCAGAUCUGAGGAGCGUUCGCCCAGGUCUCCACGAACGCAGUAUCACUAUGGGAAAAGAAGUCUUGAUGGACGGAAGAUCAGUCUUGACAAAGAAUUACCACAAACGCCAAUACAAGCGAGGGCACCGAAUGCUCGGGAGGGCCUCACAGAUGACGCAGUUCCCGGAGACGACCCUUUCAUUCAUUAUCCUAAGCGGCAAGCUUCGCGCCUAUCCAAGAUGCCUCCCAACCCUCAACAGCCUAGACAUGCGCACACGCGGACGCGGUCGAGCUUCAGUCUGCGCAGCCUCGGCGAUCACUUCAGGGGCUACGACUCUGAUGUCGAAUUGACGCCGCGAACUUCCCAUGAUCACCAUGACUACCAGGGGAGACCUUCCCAUGAGCGACAUUCUCGUGUGUUCUCGUCGUCGUCGAUACCGCCAAGGCUAUCACUCUCGAACGAUUGGCCUGGGUCGACGCCACUACACCAGGAUAUGAUCGGACGAGCGAUCGGUUGA
Molecule: messenger RNA, 1068 nt
Organism: Diaporthe amygdali
Lineage: Eukaryota; Fungi; Ascomycota; Sordariomycetes; Diaporthales; Diaporthaceae
Exons: 1
Coding region: 1-1068 (355 amino acids)
Source: RefSeq, a predicted model, not a curated record